CUGUCCAGUAGAAGUGUGGACCCCGUGGAAUGUUGCAUCUUCUAGGAGCCAUGUUUAAAAGCAGCAAAAGAAUCAGGGCCAUGAAAGCCCCUGGAGGAGACUCGAGCAACAUCUUCGGAAGUCCAGAGGAGGCGGUCCCCUCUGGCAAGCCCAACAGGAUGGCCUCCAAUAUCUUUGGGCCAACUGAAGAGCCUCAGAACGUACCCAAGAGGACCAACCCCCCAGGAGGGAAAGGAAGUGGCAUCUUUGAUGAGUCGAAACAGCCUGUGCAGACCCGGCAUCGUCUGAACCCGCCUGGUGGGAAGACCAGCAACAUUUUUGGCUCCCCAGUCACUUCCAGUUUACCCUCGGUGCACCCCAACAAGCCCAAGGACCAUGUUUUGUUACGUGAAGGAGAAGACCCUAAACCGGACCUUUCAGCCAUGGCGAGCACCCCCCUGAGAGAUGGGACGGCUGAGAAAGACAAUACAAGAGACAAAGCCCCUGCCAAGGAACCAGAGCCCACGGCCAGCGUUGACAGCCAUGAGCCCCGGUUGGGACCAAGGCCUCGCUCUCACAACAAAGUUUUGAACCCUCCCGGAGGCAAGUCCAGCAUCUCCUUCUACUGAGAGGCUGGCACUUCCCCAGGUGUCACACAAAAACUUGACAGAAGGAUGCCCGUACUGUAGUUUCCUUUAGCCUGAGGGAUAGGGGUGGGAAAGGGUUUGUCACAUGUUCAAAGCUGGCUCUGCAUUAGAGAGUUUUGCAGAAAACUGGCAGCCUAGCCCCAGGAGACACUUCUGCAUGAGGGGAAAGGGACUUCCUAGGCGAGUGUUCAUUUGUAAAUCCAGAUCUGAAAGGGACCUGGGGAGGGAAAGGUACAGUGAAGCAAGGGGACCCUCUGACCUUGGAACCCUGUACUUGGGCUUAGGGGGCGCCAGGGAAUGGCUAAAACAAAGGGAGUUCACAGUGGGCAAAAGAAGGCCAGACGUUCCUGUCACCGCAAGAGCCAAAGAGACCUGGGCAGAGACACCAGCAUGGGUGGGAGGCCCCAUCACAACUUGACUCCACCCAUCGAUUAGAUAAUUUUGCCCUGGAGAGGCUGCUGCUACACCCACUUUUGACCCCAUCACCUUGUUCUGCGCUCUUGUAACAUCUGGGUUGCAUAUCCUCAACAGCUUUCAACCAAAACUGAAAUGGUGCAUUUUUCCUUUUUCUCUUGGGCUCAGGCUUUUAUGCAAGGUUUUGUAUCCUGAGGAGCCCCAUCUCCUGUAGGAGCUUUUGCCUUGCUGUCACUAGGGAGUGGUUUACCUGCAAAUUGUUCUGUUCUCUCUCGCCAGCCUUAAGUUGUGGGCCUCUGCUCUUUACCCUUGGUGGAGGCAGUUUCCUCCACACAUGGUAGCUCUUUCUAGGCAGCUAGGGCCCUGGUUUUGGUCUGUUCAUGUCUGUAGGUAACGGGAUUCACACCAUCCAUGUGUCUUAGCUUCACUAGCUCUUCAGCUGUCCUACAGAGCCCCACCAGCAAGCAUACCACCCUUGGAUGUGUUGCCUGAAUUCAGGAUGAUGGGACCUCUGAUAGGCAUCUGGGGAGGCCCCUUGUUGACUCCACAGCCUUCUCCCUGCCAGACUGGGGUCAGCCCCAAGGACCAUGCUAUGGAGACCCCAUGCAGGUAACUGGAAGGAAACACGGCCUCACAGCAAGCUUGGAGUCCUGGCAUGUCUCAGCCUGUGUCCAGAGCCUCACGUGAAGGGCAGACAUCCUAGGGCUGCCUCCUGUGCCUUAUGCAGUGACAGCACUGGCUUCUGAAGUAGCCCAACUUGCUGUAUUGUCUUUGUGAUGGGCCUCAGACUUCACAAACACGCCACCACCACUACCAGACUCUUCUGACGUAGACAGCUCUACUGCAUCCUCUGUGUCCUUCGACAUUCCUGAAGAACGUGUGACCACAAAACGUUGCCAUCUAAAAUUCCACCUCUAACAAUGAGGGCAUUGCAACUUAUGUUACAAAUGUGUAUGUAUGCACUGUUGAAUGGAAAACCAAUGUGUCAGCUGUCGCCCAAACUGCAAUGAAUAAAGUAAACUUCAAUCUCUGAAGAAAGGAGAGGGGACUAUAUGGGAGCACCACCUGGUGGUGCAAAGGGUUGAGCACUUUACUAGUAGCUGAAGUUUGUUGGUUCAAACCCAGAGGGACCUAGGAAGAUGGGUUGGGAGAUGUCUUCCUAGUAGUCAGUCUUGGGAGCCCUGGGCAGCAGUCGUCUGCACAUGCUGGACGCUAUGAAUCCCCAUCAACUUAGCACCAGUGAGCAUCACAGAGACUGGGGUGGUUUUAUCAGACACUGGGGCAGAUGCUCAGCAAUCGCAGUUGCAAAGUUAAAUGCCUGUCUUG
Messenger RNA from Echinops telfairi (small Madagascar hedgehog), 2366 nucleotides. RefSeq names its product Jupiter microtubule associated homolog 2 (gene JPT2). The record is from RefSeq and is a predicted model, not a curated record. Bases 30 to 608 code for a protein of 192 amino acids. Gene Ontology annotation, cellular component: nucleus. NCBI's taxonomy places the organism in Eukaryota, Metazoa, Chordata, Mammalia, Afrosoricida, Tenrecidae. The transcript has 5 exons.